AUGGUCCCCAAGGGAGAAAGUCAAUAUUGGGGGAUUGUUAAGUUGCUCCUGAAUUUUGGGUGGACAUGGAUUGGCCUCUUGGUCUCGGACAAUGAUAAUGGAGAAAGGUUCUUGAGUGCCUUGACACCUCUGAUGAUCAACAAUGGAAUUUGCAUUGCCUUAUUAAAAAGAAUACCGGAGCAUAACCUAGAUCCAUAUGACAUCCCAAGUGAACCGUUUAUCAUAUGGGACAAAGUCAAAAUAUUUGUUUACUAUAAAAGCAGUCAAGUGGCAUGGAUUGAGCUCAUGGUAAUACAACAAUUUCUUGAGGAACAAAUUGGGGGGAAAGUCUGGAUCUCAACAGGUCUUCAAGACAUUAACAUCAAUUUGAAUAGCGAUCCUGAUCGUUUCCAGUACAUCCAUGGAUCUUUGUCCUUCAUAAUGAAGCCCCAACUAAGGAAAAGAUACCAGCUCUAUGAGCCAUCUUCUAAACUUCUUAGACAGUUUUGGGAUAAAGCAUUUCAUUGUUUAUAUAAAAAGCACACGUUGGCUGUAAAAGGUCGGACAAGAUGCACAGAGAAUGAGAAACUGGAGAUGGUGCCUGAAGAGGAGCUGGAGAGAGCCCUGUCUCAAGACAGCUACAUCACUUACUUCAGUGUCCAAGCUGUGGCACAUGCCUUAAAUGCUGCAUAUUCAUCCAGAUCAAAGUUCAUGCUGAUGGUGCGUGGAGGAGAUAGGCUGGAACAUCAAAGGCUACAGCCAUGGCAGACUGUGCCUAGCUCCAGGUGUACCAAAAGCUGUCAACCUGGAUAUGCCAAAGUGGUUCAAGAAGGAGAGCCUGUUUGCUGCUAUGCUUGUGCCCCAUGUGCAGAAGGGACCAUCUCCACUCAGGAAGAUGCAAAACGUUGCACCAAAUGUCCAGAAGAUCAGCAUCCAAACAAGGGUCAAAUUCAAUGUGUUCCCAAAAGUAUCGCCUUCCUGACCUAUGAAGAAACUUUGGGGAGCCUUCUAGCUUCCAUUGCUAUCUUCCUGCUAUUAAUGACAAGCAUUGCUUUAGGAAUCUUCCUUAAAUACAAAGAAACUUCCAUAGUCAAAGCCAAUAACCGGGACCUCUCCUACAUCCUCCUUGUAUCCCUCCUGCUCUCUUUUUUGUCCUCCUUCCUAUUCAUUGGCCGGCCAAGGAAAGAGACCUGCCUUCUCCGACAAAUGGUGUUCAGCAUCAUCUUCUCGGUUGCUGUCUCUUCUUUGUUGGCUAAAACCACCACUGUGGUGCUGGCCUUCAUGGCCACAAAGCCAGGAAACCAGGUGAGGAGAUGGCUGGGGAAGAGUCUGGCCAACGCUGUAGUCAUUUCCUGUUCCAGUGUCCAAGUUCUCAUCUGCACCACCUGGCUGGGUAUCUCUCCCCCAUUCCCUGACUCUGACAUGCACUCCCAGCCUAAAGAGAUCAUCCUGCAAUGCAAUGAAGGGUCUGUGGCUAUGUUUUAUGGUGCCCUCAGCUACAUGGGCUUCCUGGCUGCUAUCUGCUUCAUGGUGGCUUUCUUAGCCAGGAGGCUGCCUGGUGCCUUCAAUGAAGCCAAGCUGAUCACCUUCAGCAUGCUGGUCUUCUGCAGUGUUUGGGUGUCCUUUGUGCCCACUUACCUGAGCACCAAGGGGAAAUACAUGGUAGCUGUGCAGGUCUUCUCUAUGUUGGCCUCCAGUGCUGGGCUUCUGGGCUGCAUCUUCAUCCCAAAGUGCUACAUCAUUAUACUGAGACCUGAUCUGAACACAAAGGAGCACUUGACAACAAAAAUCUAA
Zootoca vivipara (common lizard) is the source of this 1773-nucleotide messenger RNA. NCBI's taxonomy places the organism in Eukaryota, Metazoa, Chordata, Lepidosauria, Squamata, Lacertidae. The record is from RefSeq and is a predicted model, not a curated record.